AUGGAGACUCGAUUAGCCGCCGCUUCUGGGGAUAUUCCUCAUGAAGACGGGUCGUUGUCUGAAGAAAUUGAGAUUCUGAUAGAAAGAGAUGAUGGCAAAGGUUUGUAUUCAAUACCUGCUGAUCUUCCUCCAGACACGGUAUUGGUCAUCGAGCUACAGCUUCCCUCGGAUGUCAGCUGCGAUGCUUGCGUUUUCAGGUGGAAAUAUUUCGCAGGAAAACAUCAAAGACUUUACGGCUGUGCUGAUGUGAGAAUAAGCGCCCCUUCUGCUCAGUGGCCUAAUCCAGAUUGUAUGCCCGAGAGCUUUCAGCCUGAAGACAAGGAGGUUGUUGUUCGUCGACGACAUCAGAUGCUACCAAACAACAGUGCCGCCAACAUCGUAGUUUUUAAGUCCUCUACAGAGCAAGCUGAUCUCUUGGCGGUUGUAUCGAGCAGCAAACGCGACAAAAAGAAAGAAUUGGAGACAACAGAAAGUUCCAAUCAGUAUUAUCCGGUUAAAUUAAAUGUACACAGACAGAAUAUUGAUAAUUUGACAAAUGCAAUGAAAGAAGAAAGAAAACGUUUGUCUUUUGAAUCAAGUGCAGCCGUUCGCAACUUGAUUCACACCUUUUCUCUCAACUGGCUCGUUUUCUAUUUUGCUUUUUAA
Molecule: messenger RNA, 645 nt
Organism: Acanthosepion pharaonis
Lineage: Eukaryota; Metazoa; Mollusca; Cephalopoda; Sepiida; Sepiidae
Source: the annotation of a GenBank genome assembly